UUUUGGUAUAUUAUACAUGUCAUUUCGCGGCAAACUUUCAAAGACGCCAGGUGAAAGGACGUUCGUAUUUUAUAAAUUGUGCCCAGAAUGUGAGAAUAUUUUGUUAAAUAUCAUUUUAUAAUUUCUUGAAGAUUUGCUGUGAAAGAAAAUAAUGCAUGCAACUUUGAAAGGCAGAAUUUAAAAUGGCAGAUGAGAAUUCAUUCAAUUCGCUGUUAGAAGAUUCGUUCACCGAUUUGGAUAUAUCUCACGAAGAUUAUAUCUCGAAAUUAAAAGAUGCCGUGGAGAAACUCAGAGAAAGGAACGGUGUGGAAUCCUUCCAGCUGGUUCUGCAAGGAUAUUUAUCCGAUGAUUCAGAUAAUUAUUCGAAUGUGUUAACUUUCAAUAAAAUUCUUCCUCCGGUUCAUCACUUUUUAUCCGAGAUUUUGAAGGAGAUCACUGGUAUAAUACACGGGAAUGCUGAAGACAAAAUGGGAAAUGUAAAACGAAAAUUACUUAUGUGCCACGAAUUGCUGAAGAUCGAGGAAAUAUCCAUGCAUCGUAUGGCGCAGUUUCAGGAAAGAUCCGCUAGCAGUUUUAAAUCCAUAUCAAAUAAUCUACUUCUUUCGAUUAAAUUAGUCUUCGAGCAUUGUCGAGAGAGUAAGAAAUUGUACGAAACUUUAUUCGAGGCUGUAGAGAAAGAAUUAGCGAGCCUCUUUCGCAAGGCGAAAACGAACUUGACUCUAUUCACAGUCAUUUUGAACUCUGUAAUGGUUUUCGACACGGACAAGGAAUCGGAAACGGAACUGUUGAUAAAAGUAAUCGAUUCUAUUGGGUCAUUAAUGACUAUAUCGCAUGAUUUAAAUCCACAUACGUUCGUAGAAACAUCCAAAAGUUUUUGUGAUAUGGCAAUCAAGCAUCAACUUGUGGUGAAGAGAAUUAAUGUGGAAAGCGUAACUUCUCAUCUCGUAGAAAUGACGAAAGAUGUAAUUAGAACGCUUUCAUUAUUUCAGGAUUCUUCCAAUCCAAUCGAGGAGAGAAGCAUCAAAGUUGUUGGUCGCAUGUUAAAAAUAUUGGACAAAUUAUUUGCAACAUAUUCAUCCGAUAUAAACAACGAAAUUCUUCUCCGUGUAAUUGAAAUUCUUUUACAAAUGCACAGGUGUUAUCCUUUGUGUGAGAAAGAAACGCAGACUGAUAGCAGAACAAUUACAUUGCUGAAUUUACACAUUUCAAGGAGUGUUGAACCAUUUCUAAAUACUGUCUUUGAAACACCCCAUUUCAAACAGGCAUUCUUCGAGUAUGGCAAUCAAACAAAAAUCGAUAGAUUAGGCUAUCAUUUAUUAACAAUCAGCAUCAUGAAGAAAUUAAUUAGUAUACCAUAUAAACAACACUGUAAUUGGACGUUGGGCUCUGAGUCAAUAAUUGAUAUCGCUUUUACAAACAUUAAUGAUAUACAGGAAGAGAUCUGCAUGGGUCAAAUAAAAAUACAAGGUGCUCAUGAAAUUGGAGAAAGACCAGAAAAAGCUUCUCUGUACGAAGCCACCUUGGUACCAAUCUGCUGUCUUAUCAGUCAGAUUCCAGCAGAUGGGUUUCAUGCUAUGGAAUUAAUUUUGUUGAAGCAUUUGCUAAACAAUAGGCUUUGGAGCUCUAUGCUCAGCUCAGAUGUUUGGUGUUUUAUUGGCCGCAUUGGUUCAUCAGAACUCUGUGCCAGCCACGUGAAAUAUUUAUUAAGAGUCUAUGCCGCUUUGAUGAAGCGCAAUAACAGCUUUGAAGUAAUCAUAUUGGAGAACCUAAUCGGAAGACUUUACAGUUUAUUGGCUGAAGAAACAAGACACAACAUUCUGAUGGAAUUAGAGGAUCUUGAGAAUCCUUCGUGGAUACCUCUUGCGCGAUUUUUACCUUCGAAAACGAAAUUGUUUUUGCAAAAUCAGUUGGCUUGCGUGCUUAAUGAGAUUCCUAGCACGUUCAUAGAAUUGCAGCGACAACCGACUGUGCAAAAUUGGAAUCGUAUUAUGACACUGACGUCCAUGAUUGGAAAACUAAAUUACGCGGGCGAGAAGAGUACAAUUGACAUUCUGUCUCAGAUAUGGAACUCAGUUGCAAACACCAUUGAAAAUUGUGAAGGAAGGCAACUGGAUAUAUUGUCAGAGUUCGUGUCGAAAUUAUUCAACGCCAUGGAAUCUGAAACAAUUCAAGACGAUAUGUUCGUUGCAAUUCUAGAAGCAGUAUUAACAUCCUUCCCAUGCUUUCCACCGCACGUGAAGGUGAUCGCGUCACAUUAUUUAAGAAAUAGUAUUAAUUUUUUCGGCAAUUGCAUGGUUAGGAGCUCGUACGCGUUAGCAGAGUUAAAUUGUCGGCUACUAGAAGAUGAGAAUCCAUGGGUGCGACAAGAGGCUCUGGAGUCUUUCGAUCAUGUAGCCCACAUGUGUCCGAACGAGGACCUCGUUACGACAAUGGCUGCUGCUGUAACGAAAAAAGCGUCCUUAAAUGAUACUUUGCCAGCUUAUCUUUCCGGUACAACUUAUCUCGAGCUACAAGAUUUCUCGGAUGUUAAACAUUAUCUGCAACACGUGGCCAGAAAUUCUCUGAACAUUUGUCACGUUUGCUGCAACUACGAGGAUUCCCAGAAGGAAGAGAAGCUCGCAAAGCUGGAAAAUCAAUCAGUGGAAAACCCAUCCGUGAAUGAUCUCGAUAAACAUGUAAAUAAAAUAUGCGAUGAGUUAAAUGACAUCAUAAAAAAGCAGGAUGAGAUUAGUAAUGAUGCUUUACAAAAGCUACUAUCCACUUGUAUAGAAAUAGCAGAUCUGAUCAAAUCUACUAAAUGACUCUAGACUGUUUAAUGCCAAUUAUUCCUACUUGUCCAUCAUACUAAAUUUUAAUGAGAUAGGGGUGUAUUGUUUGUAUUAUCUAACUAUCUUAAAGCGCUAUUUCAUGGGCCUAUUCUGUGAGAUUAACCAUUCUCCCAAUUGAUUUAAAAAUAAAUAGUAGUUGUUUGUUAUAUCAUAUAAA
Molecule: messenger RNA, 2985 nt
Organism: Osmia lignaria (orchard mason bee)
Lineage: Eukaryota; Metazoa; Arthropoda; Insecta; Hymenoptera; Megachilidae
Source: RefSeq, a predicted model, not a curated record